Messenger RNA from Dioscorea cayenensis subsp. rotundata (Guinea yam), 1420 nucleotides. RefSeq names its product ACT domain-containing protein ACR8-like. The record is from RefSeq and is a predicted model, not a curated record. Bases 58 to 1362 code for a protein of 434 amino acids. Lineage: Eukaryota; Viridiplantae; Streptophyta; Magnoliopsida; Dioscoreales; Dioscoreaceae. The transcript has 3 exons.
CAAGGGAAAGAGCUAGUUUGUUUUAGUCUUCCACUUUAGAUCAAGAGAAACAAAGAGAUGGAAUGGCCUGGUUCAUUAGAUGAGUACCAAAAGCUUGUCACUAGGAUGAACACUCCCAGGGUGGUGAUUGAUAACAAAGUAAGUCCAAGUACCACCAUAGUAAAACUCCAUAGUGCUCGGAAGCAUGGUGUUCUUCUAGAAGCCAUACAAGCACUCUCAGACCUCAACCUCUCCAUCACCAAAGCCUACAUCUCCUCCGACGCUUCCUGGUUCAUGGACGUCUUCCAUCUCACCGACCACCUCUCCGAUAAGCUUUCCGACGACCCUCACCUCCUCUCCUCAUUCAUCACUCCCCUCCUCACCGCCGCCACCUCCGACCACCUUUCUCACCCCACUUCACCACCACCACUUCCCAACACUUCUCUAACAGCUCUAGAGCUCACUGCCGGUGACCGGCUCGGGGCUCUCUCCGACCUCUUCGCCGUCCUCGCCGACCUUGACUGCUCUAUCGCCGCCGUCAAGACCUGGACUUUCAACGGCUGCAUGGCUUCUCUUCUCUUCAUCCACAACGUUGACUUUGACCAAAACCCCACCAAGCUCAACGUCAUCAUCACUAGGCUUCGCCACGUCAUCAACGGCGAUGUCCAACCAACCUCCACGGCCGUGUCCCACUCCGACCGUCGUCUCCACCAACUCUUACUCCCUGAACAACCAUCCCAGUCAACGCCGUUGACAGUCUCUGUUACUAUACAAAACUUGGUCAAACGAGACUACUCCGUUAUUAACAUUCAAUGUCGUGAUCGUCCCAAGCUCUUGUUCGAUGUUGUUUGUGUUCUCACCGACAUGAAUUAUGUUGUUUUUCAUGGUACGGUUAACACUGACGGUGAUAAAGCACAUCAGGAGUUUUACGUACGUAAUUCUGAUGGGAAGAUAAUUGGAACAGAAGAAGAAAAGGAAAGAGUGGUGAAGAAUUUGAGAACAGGGAUAGAGAGAAGAGCAGAGAAAGGGUUGAGGUUGGAGAUAUGUGCAGAAGAUAGACAUGGAUUGUUAGCUGAUGUUACUAGGGUUUUGAGAGAGAAUGGGUUAUCCAUAACAAUGGCAGAAGUCAUGAGAAUGGAAGAGAAGGUGGUGAAGAGUGUGUUUUAUGUUGAUGAUGUUGCAGGGUGUAAUUUGGUGAGUGAUAAGGUGAUUGAAAUGGUGAAAGAGAGGAUGGGGAAUGGGAGUUUGAAGGUGGGGGAAGUGCUGAAGAAGACUUUGGGAAGGAGGAAGGUGGAGGAAGAUGGUGGUGUAGGACUUGUUUAUUUGGGUAGUUUUGUUAGGAGAAAUCUUUAUAAUUUAGGGUUGAUAAGGUCUUGUUCUUAGUAAUUAAUGGUGUUUUGUUUUUUUCAUGUUGUUUUACUUCAUUUGUACAUAUUAGAGA